ACGUCACAUGUGCGACAAUUGUUUUUGUUUGCCCAUUCAUUCGGAGGGAAAAUGACUGCGUUUAGGGAAGUACUAAUUGUAACGCUGGUUCAGGCAAUUUUUGCUUGCUUGUUUUUACAAGCACAACUGCUCCAACAGAUGGAAUUACAAAGGAGAAAAAGCGUUUGGCGUUCAGCUCUUUUACAGCAACUAUCCCUACCGAUACGGAGGCACAAUACCGCCAUUCAGCGUCGCCGUCGCCGGUUUUGGAUCAGACCUGGACGCACUGCUGGCUGGUGGGAAAACUUUGAGAAGGAAAUUGUUCUCCCACAGGAAUGGCGUGAGAACUUCAGAAUGUCACGGUCGUCAUUACUGUCGCUCUCGGAGUUACUCCUUCCUUACAUUCAAGGGAAGAGUACUGUAAUGCGAUCUCCAGUCUGUGUGGUCAAAAAAGUUGCAUGCACGCUAUAUUAUUUGGCUGACGAGGGAAGACUGCGUAAAACGGCCAAUGCAUUUGGCUUAUCAAGACAAGUAGUCUCAAACAUAAUUAGAGAGGUGUGUAAGGCUAUAACUGUGUACUUGGGACCAUCUUACAUAAAAAUGCCAACAACAGAGACUGCUGUGCGUGCACUUGUUGAGGGAUUUGAGCAGGCUUAUGGUCUCCCUCAGUGCCUUGGAGCUGUGGAUGGGACUCAUGUGGAGAUAAAGCAGCCAUCAGCUAAUUCUACAGAGUACCUAAAUAGGAAGGGGAGGUUUUCUCUUAACAUACAAGCCACCUGUGAUUACAAGUACAGCUUUAUUGAUGUAGUUGUGAAAUGGCCAGGGAGUGUGCAUGAUGCCAGAGUUUUUGCUAACUCCACAAUAAACACAAAUCUGAAAAACAUGAAGAUUCCCCCCUGUCCAAGACAAAUUGUGGAGAACGAAGACGCUAUACCCAUUUACAUACUGGGUGACCCUGCAUACCCACUUCUACCUUACCUGAUGAAAGAAUAUGCUAACGGAGGAAGCAAUGUUCAGGAGCAGUACUUUGGACUUUCGUUGUGCCGAGCUAGAAUGGUGAUUGAAUGUGCAUUUGGAAGACUAAAAGCCCGAUUUGGAGCCCUGAGGAGAGCCAUGGACAUCAAUAUGAAUGAUCUUCCAUUUGUUAUAUAUGCAUGUUUUGUGUUGCACAAUUUUUGUGAGGCAUCAAAAGACACUGUGGAUGAAAACAGAAUAACUGAAGCUAUUCAACAUGACAGGAACAAUCAACCGGACACACAGCCAGUGGUCAGAGGAGACAGCUUGGCAGCAGAAGGAAAGCGGGUCAGGAGAGUCCUCACUCAGUGUCUGGAUCCAUAAACACAAAAACCUGUGAACUAUUUAGCAGACUGCGUUGUUUUUUCAUAAAAAAACGUUAUAGUUAGCACCAUGUAUGUUAGAGAAUUUUUAAAUUGUUUUGUGCAAUGUUAUUGCAUUUCAUUCUAUUAAUGCAUGAAAAGCUACCACCCAGGAUUUAGAUACAUUAUAUAAUAGUUUGUAGCUCA
Nematolebias whitei (Rio pearlfish) is the source of this 1502-nucleotide messenger RNA. Its product is annotated as protein ALP1-like. The transcript has a single exon. The record is from RefSeq and is a predicted model, not a curated record. Bases 52 to 1317 code for a protein of 421 amino acids. Lineage: Eukaryota; Metazoa; Chordata; Actinopteri; Cyprinodontiformes; Rivulidae.